AAAAAAUUGAGAAUUCUAAUGAUCGAGAUGUUUCCCAGGCCUUAGGAAUUUUAUCUAUAAUGAAUACGGUUUCAUUUAUUUUUCAUCUCAUUGUCUUGGAAGAUAUAUUACAAGUUAUCAAUAUUCUUAGCACCCAGUUACAACAAAAAACAGCUACAUUGGGCAAAGCUGGCCUAGUUAUUGAAGGUGUAAUAAAAACGUUUGAAGAGAAACGUUCAGAUAAGUAUUUUUCUGAAGUAUGGUCUACUGUUGAAUUGUUUUCUGAAACUCAUGGUAUUGAAACACCUAUAAAAGAUUGUACAGCUAAGAGAUUAAAAAGAGAACCAAAUCAUUUGAAGGAUUUCCAUUUAUCAUCAACCACAAGCACUGAACAAAUUGAUGAAAAUGAAAAACACUGGCGAAUAAUUUAUUUCAAAUUAAUUGAUACUAUUGUUACAAACAUAAAAAAAAGAUUUUCCACUGAAAGCCUAAAAAUGGCAACAGCAGUUGAUAAUUUUAUGAUGUUAAAUUAUGAUGAUAGCACUUUUUUCAUUGAAAAUUAUAAAGAGUUGUUCAAUAUUGACUUAAAUGCUCUUAAAAGUGAAAUGAUGGUGGUAAAAAAUUGUGUCCUUCGAUCAAGCAUAAAAUUACAGAUUGAUUUUGAUAAAAUAAAAGAAGUGGUACAAUCUGAAAUUUAUCCAAAUUAUACACUUUGUUGAAAGUGGCUCUAUCAAUUCCUGUUAGUUCUGCCACGUGUGAGCGUUCUUUCUCCACUAUGAGAAGAAUUAAAAAUUGGUUGCGCACAUCGAUGGAUCAGGAGCGAUUUUCCAGUUUGGCAAUAAUAAAUAUCGAAAGAGAUGUAUCAAAUCAGCUUAAAGCUGAGGAUAUACUUUUUGAGUAUGCUAAGACCAAUAAAAGGUUACAAUUAUAAUUUGUUGUUUGUUUAUUUUGAUUGAUAUAUUAUUAUAUUAAAAAUUAAAAUAAUUUAAUAAA
Aphis gossypii (cotton aphid) is the source of this 972-nucleotide messenger RNA. RefSeq lists its product as uncharacterized. The transcript has 4 exons. Bases 60 to 698 code for a protein of 212 amino acids. The record is from RefSeq and is a predicted model, not a curated record. NCBI's taxonomy places the organism in Eukaryota, Metazoa, Arthropoda, Insecta, Hemiptera, Aphididae.